GUAGACAUCGUCCCACGUGGGACAUCGGACCCAACCAACAACCUAUGACAUCAUGUCUUGUUUCUUCUUCAUCCCCCUGUUCCCUCUAUUAUAUAAUUUCCACUCUGCUAGUUCUUGGUGGAAAAAGUCUAAACUCAGUACCAAUAUUUGUUUCAUUUCAUGAACAUGGAUGACUCUUCUGCUUCAUACAUCCAUAUGGUGCAUCAUCUGAUAGAAGAGUGUUUGAUAUUCAACAUGAGCAAAGAAGAGUGCAUGGAAGCUUUGUCUAAGCAUGCAAGUGUUAAACCAGUCAUUACUUCAACAGUUUGGAAUGAGUUGGAAAAAGAGAAUAAGGAGUUCUUUGAGGCUUACACAAGAAACAGAGACCAAAGAGCUACAGACAUGGAGAAAAGGGGAAGGAUCCAGUUCAGGGUUAAUGCAUACAUGAGGGAGAAAGGAAAUAAGGACUAAUUUAAUGCAUGAUCUAUUAGCUCAAAAUCAAGAUUUAGACUUGUUUAAGUAGUUCUUGAUCCAUAGUUGUAGAGUUUGUAUAAGCAAUAGCCUCCAUAGCAGAGGUGGUCCAAAAUUUUAGUUCCUACCUGGUGUUGAGCCAACGGAAUCUAAGGUAAAACCCUCACCGCUCGCUGUCAGGUCAGCUUUGUUAGAACUUGCCUUUAGUAAAAAAAAAAGAACAAAGUGUAUAUAUUGUAAUAAAAUUCAUUACAUUUGCAAA
Messenger RNA from Gossypium arboreum, 712 nucleotides. RefSeq lists its product as uncharacterized. Gene Ontology annotation, biological process: developmental process. Lineage: Eukaryota; Viridiplantae; Streptophyta; Magnoliopsida; Malvales; Malvaceae. The record is from RefSeq and is a predicted model, not a curated record. The coding region runs from base 160 to 450 and encodes 96 amino acids. The transcript is spliced from 3 exons.